UUCUUGGUGACACCCACGGAGGCGCCACUUCCGCACGGACCUGCUGCUGCUCCCGGAGAGACUCAUCCGUGGAUUGUAUUUUCUUAUUUUCUACACGGACAAAACAGGAGAGCAUGCUAGCUGAGUGAGCAGGUGGGUAUGGAUGGUAAAGGCCCGUAUCGGAUCUACGACCCCGGCGGGAGCGAGGCCCAAUCCAAGGAGGAAGCGAGCAGCUACAGGCAGCUCCUGGAGGAGAACACGGUCCUGAGAGAGCGCAUGAAAGGCCUCAAGAGCCUCGGAGAUCUGCUGGAAGAGUCUCAGUCCGAGGCGCUGAAGCUGCGCAAGCGAGUGGAGGAGCUGGUGAGAGACAACGAAGCGCUGAAGUCCUCCACGCCAAGCUUCGCCAGUGCCUGCAUCAGCACUCCGGUCCACGCUGACACCCCGGGUCAUGGGAAGCUCCUGAGUCACCAGGCGUCGGUGCGCUCGGAUCCCCGCGAGUGUCUCACUGGGAAGACGGUCCAAACGGAAGUUACAGAGACCUCGUCGCACUUCGAGCUGGUGAACACCGAGGACAAGACCAUGGCGGAAACACAAACGGAGAACACAGAGCUGGCCAGUCAGCUGCAGAGGUUGGAGAGUUCGUUCAGUGUGUUUGCGCAGGAGUCCAACCCUAACCAGCUGCUGGCUCACCUGGGCCGCAUGGCCGUGGAGUUCCACACACUGUCCUCCAAAGUGCAGAAGAACGAGCAGAGAACCUCACUGCUGCAGACGCUGUGUGAGCAGUUGCGGCAGGAGAACAAUGAACUGCGCAAAAAAAUGGAGGAGGACCUUCAGUACAGGAACCGUGACCUGGAACAGCUGAGGCAGGAGAACUUGAAGCUGCGCGAGCAGGUGAGCGGACGGCCCGAGGUGGCACAGAGCGAGUCAUCUGACUCCAAAGACGAGGUGGCCAAAGAGGAAGCGGUGAAAGUGAAGCUGGAGGCGGUGGUGACUCAGCAGGCACAUGCCGCUCAGCAGUCUAGUAAAGCAGAAAAGACUCCAUCCAAGACUCUGGACCCCGAGUUGUACGAGAAGAAGAUCAGGCUUUUGGAGAAACAGAGGAGAGACGUGCUAGAGGUGAACAAACAGUGGGACAUUCAGUGGAACUCGAUGAAGGCGCAGUAUGAGCAGAAGAUCACAGAUCUGAGGCAGCGGCUAGCCGACUCCCAGAAAGCCGUCCAGGAGCUUGAGGCAGAGCGAGAGCAAAGACAGAGAGACUACGACAAGAAGCUGCUUCUCGCCAAAUCCAAGAUCGACAACGUACAGGGUGAAAAGGAGUGUUUGACGACAGAAACGUGCGAGCUGAAACAGAAAGUGCGCUACCUUCAGGAUCAGCUGGUGCCGCUCACUAAGCAGAGAGAGUACCAGGAGAAGGAGAUCCAGCGCCUCAACCGGGCCCUGGAGGAAGCACUGAACCUGCACUCUCCCAACUCCCAGGCCGGAAUGAACCUCGGUGAAGGAGUCCUGAACUUGCGCCAGCAGGAGCUCCACACUCAGAUCGCCGUCCUCAAAGAGCAGGUAAAGAUCUUCGAGGAGGACUUCCAGAAGGAGCGCAGGGACAGAGAGCGCAUGAACGAGGAGAAGGAGGACCUGAGACGCCAGGUGGAAAGGUUACAGGGUCAGAUGACUAAUCUGACCAAUCAGCUCCAUCAGGCGCAAAACGAGUGUCAGAGAGAGCGAGCAGAGCGGUGUAAACUGGAGCGACUGCAGAUGCAACACAACAAACAGGUUUUGGACGGGCAGCCGGAGAGAAGAACGUCCGACCCCACUUCGAGUUCAGCUAACGGCCCUCUAAGCCCCCCGUACUGUGGCCCCUUCGUGCAGGUUGGACACCAGCUAGAGGGCUGGCCCAUCCACUUCCCACCCAGAAUGCCCACCCUGAGUGCUGCACCUGGGCGAGACUUUCAGCCUGUCAAUCCGGGUUUUCCUUGGCAAACGUCAUUCCCACAGCCACGCGGCUCCAGAGUACAAACAGACGCAGCAAGAGCACCACCAGAAAGUACAGAAGCAGGAGCAGGAGCAGCGGGUUUCGGGAAGCGGGAGCGUCAGAACGUGGACUCUGGAAAGCACUAAGCACUUCAUCAUCAUCAUCAUCCUCUUCCUCCACCUAUUUUUUUCUCCGCCACCACGUAGCUUAGUAGCAUGACACACAGUUUCUCUCUCAGUCGGCAUGGUGUGAAUCCUCCUUGAUUUCUCCUCCCAGUAUCGUGUGUGUGUGUGUGUGUGUGUGUGUGUGUGUGUGUGUGUGUGUGUGUGUGUGUGUGUGUACUAUACAUAAAUAUAUCUCUAAUAGAAUGUUGUUUAUAUGCUUACAUUUUAUAAGCCUGUAUGUGAAACACUGUUCUGGAGAACAUCUGUACUUAUACACACAUUAUUUGGAUUCGUAUCAAUAAUUUAGCUUUUUACAAGGUUGAAUCUUCUGGACGAAAUCUUUACACGACCCAAGCGAAUAUACUGGUUAAUUAUU
Silurus meridionalis is the source of this 2485-nucleotide messenger RNA. It is a transcript of the gene tnip1, whose product is annotated as TNFAIP3 interacting protein 1. Gene Ontology annotation, biological process: cellular response to lipopolysaccharide; negative regulation of canonical NF-kappaB signal transduction; regulation of transcription by RNA polymerase II. The record is from RefSeq and is a predicted model, not a curated record. The coding region runs from base 139 to 2091 and encodes 650 amino acids. NCBI's taxonomy places the organism in Eukaryota, Metazoa, Chordata, Actinopteri, Siluriformes, Siluridae. The transcript has 18 exons.